Messenger RNA from Clunio marinus, 2890 nucleotides. Lineage: Eukaryota; Metazoa; Arthropoda; Insecta; Diptera; Chironomidae. The record is from the annotation of a GenBank genome assembly.
CUGUAAACAAAUAAUCGGCAAACGAAAGAAGUUGAAGAAUUUAAGAAAAUUGAAUUACAAUUGAAUUAAAAAGAAAUUUAAUUACAAAUACGAUUAAUUAUGGCUGCAGUUGAAAAGCCUCAACCAAUGGAUGUCGAUCCAAAGAAAACUGAAGAAAAGGUCGAGGAGAAAACAACUGAAUUGUCUGAUGAAGAUGAACAACUUCAAUCAGAACUCAAUAUGUUGGUUGAACGACUAAACGAAGAGAAAAUCGAACUUUAUUUACCAGCUCUAGAGACCAUGGCUCAGCUGAUUCGAGCAUCAACAACAUCAAUGACGUCCGUUCCAAAACCAUUGAAGUUUAUGCGUCCACAUUACGAUACUAUGAAAGAGAUUCACAAGAAGAUGCAAACUUCUAAUCAAGAUAAAGCAGUGUUGAAAUUAUGCGCUGAAAUUAUUUCCGUACUAGCAAUGACAAUGGGAACAGGAAAAGAUUGUCUUGUAUAUCGAUUGUUGUGUGAUGAAAAAGUCAAGUCAUCAAUUGGUGAUUGGGGUCAUGAAUAUGUUCGUCAUUUGUCAGGUGAAAUUGCUAGCAAUUGGCCAGAAGCAUCUGAUACAUUUCGUGCGACUCUUAUCGAACUGGUUCAGCAAAUCGUUCCUUACAACAUGGCACAUAAUGCUGAAGCCGAAGCUUGUGAUUUGCUUAUGGAAGUUGAAAAGCUUGAAUUACUCGAACAAUACGUCGAUGAAAGCGCUUAUCCUCGUGUAUGUUUGUAUCUUCAGAGUUGUGUUCCCUACGUUCCAGAUCCAGAGAAUGUCAGCAUAUUAAAAUGUGCAUUGAAUUUGUCUCGAAAAUUUAAGCAGUACACACAAGCAAUGCGACUUGCUUUGUCUUUAAAUGACAAGAAAAUCAUCGAAGAAAUCUUCCUUGCAUGUCCAGAUUUAGGAACACAAAAGCAACUUGCGUUUAUGUUGGGUCGUCAGCAAGUUUUCUUAGAACUCCCCGAAGGUUCAAAUGACAACGAAGAACUUGUCGACAUCAUGUCCAAUUCUCAUUUGAAUAAUCAUUUCCUUAACUUGGCGAGAGAAUUGGAUAUCAUGGAACCGAAAACACCAGAAGAUGUCUACAAAUCUCAUUUGGACAAUUCACGAGCUCCUUUUGGUUCAUCACAAAUCGAUUCAGCUCGACAGAAUUUGGCAGCCAGUUUUGUCAAUGGUUUUGUUAAUGCUGGUUUUGGAAAUGAUAAAUUGUUGAUGGAAGAUGGCAACAAAUGGCUUUACAAGAACAAGGAACAUGGAAUGUUCAGUGCAACUGCAUCACUUGGCUUGAUUCUUUUGUGGGAUGUUGAUGGAGGUUUAACACCAAUUGACAAAUAUUUAUAUUCAUCUGAAGAUCACAUUAAAGCUGGAGCUUUGUUGGCUUGUGGUAUUGUCAACACUGGUGUUCGUAAUGAAGUCGACCCUGCUUUGGCUUUGUUAUCUGAUUAUGUGUUGCACACAAACAGCACAAUGCGAAUUGGUUCGAUUCUCGGUCUUGGACUUGCUUAUGCUGGCUCAAACCGUAAAGAUGUCAUCGAUCUCAUCACACCGGUUUUCAGUGCUGAUAAAAAAGCUGGAACAACCAAUGAAGUGCUUGGGAUUGCAGCGCUUUCACUUGGAAUGAUUGCAGUUGGAUCGUGUAACGCUGAUGUGUCUGAAACACUCACAACAACAAUAAUGGAAAGAACUGAUAGCGAUUUCCGAGAUACUUUCUCUAAAUUUCUUUUCCUUGGAUUGGGUUUGGUUUAUUUAGGACGUCAAGAGUCGGCUGAGGCUGCAAUUGCACUCUUGAGUGUCAUUCCCGAACCACAUAAAUCAACUGCUUCGACAAUGGUUGAAAUUUGCGCUUAUGCUGGAACUGGAAAUGUUCUUAAAAUUCAACACUUGCUUCACAUUUGCAGUGAUCAUUAUGAGCCUUUCACACCUGAUUCUUCAACUGAUAAAAGUAAAACAAAAGAACAAAAUGAACAGCAACAGAAAGAAGAACGAGAGAAAGAUUUAUCACAAUGUCAAGCUGUUGCUGUGUUGGGAAUUGCAUUGAUUGCAUUAGGAGAAGACAUCGGAGCUGAAAUGGCGUUUAGAUCGUUUGGAAAUCUUCUUCGUUAUUGCGAGCCAACCAUUCGUCGUGCUGUUCCACUUGCUCUAGGCUUGAUCUCAGUCUCUAAUCCGAAACUCAAUAUUCUUGAUACGCUGAGUAAAUUCUCUCAUGACAGCGAUGCCGAAGUCGCUCAUAAUGCCAUCUUUGCAAUGGGCUUAGUUGGAGCUGGCACAAACAAUGCUCGUCUUGCUUCAAUGUUACGUCAAUUGGCACAAUAUCAUGCUAAAGAUCCGAAUAAUCUCUUCAUGGUGCGAAUUGCUCAAGGCUUGACACAUUUGGGAAAAGGAACUUUGACUUUGAGUCCUUAUCACAGUGAUCGUCAACUCAUGAGUCCCGUGGCUUUGGCUGGUUUGAUGGCAACUUUAGUUGCAUUUUUAGAUGUCAAAAAUAUUAUUCUCUCGCGUUCACAUUAUUUGCUUUACACAAUGGCCACUGCAAUGCAACCAAGAAUGUUAGUGACAUUCGAUGAGAAUUUGAGUCCAUUAACAGUACCCGUACGAGUUGGAGUUGCUGUUGACGUUGUAGGUCAAGCUGGUAAGCCCAAAACUAUUACCGGCUUUCAAACACACACAACACCCGUGUUACUUGCGAUGGGCGAGCGUGCUGAGUUGGCAACUGAAGAAUAUAUUUCACUUACACCCAUUAUGGAAGGAUUUGUCAUACUUAAGAAGAAUCCAAAUUAUAAGCCGUAAACAUUAAAGUUUUGUAAUUUAACGAAUCACUUCUUUGUCAUUGAACGGAAAUAAAUUAAUUAAAAAAUAAUUUUCAACAAAA